This is a messenger RNA of Amoebophrya sp. A120, 2386 nucleotides long. NCBI's taxonomy places the organism in Eukaryota, Dinophyceae, Syndiniales, Amoebophryaceae. The record is from the annotation of a GenBank genome assembly.
AGGGCUCAGAGUGCUGCACACAGUACUUACUUACGCGCGGGGGUGUCGCGCGAUGCAUUUUUUUUUUCUAGAUACUACUGUCGGUACAGCCGUGGAUUCAAUCUAUUGGAAGUUGGGUCUUCUCGUGCCCAACAUGAUGGUUCGUGUAAUGACAAAGUCUUUGUUUUUUGGAGUCGGUUGUAUUAGUUCGAUUUAUUGUAGUUGCGGUAGUAUCGUGGAGCCCGUGUCGUGUCGUGGUCGGUCCUGAGGAGAUGUAACGCAAAAAAUGUAAGCAUAAGAGAAGAUACUUUAUGCACUGUGCGUCUUCGCGUUCGCGCAAGAAUUAAAGAAAAAGUCAAGAAAAUCGUUGUCAAUCAAGUCCAUGGCUUCCAGCAACAGCUCCAACUUCACACCUGUGCCCGGCCGGCUUUUCGGAUGGGGAAGUGGGAAACCGAAGUCCGCGCUGCCGGGAGCCACAACUGUGGACAAACAACAGCACGUCUGUUUUCCGGAGCAACUCAUGCGAAGGAAGCUCUUUCAUCAGGUGUCCGCGGACACGGGGGGAGUUUUCGCCGCCCUCGACUCCGACCUGCAGCUGUGGGUGUGGGGAACUGGUGCCAGUGGUAGAUCAAAUUUCCCGGAGAUUCCGACUGUCGCUGAUGCAAAGACGAAAUUCUCUUGUUGCGCCGUGACGGAAUCUAGUGUCUUUGCCAUUUAUCCACAGAAAAAAACCCAUCCACAUCCAAUUUGCCUGGCAAAACCCGUAUCAGAUCAUGUGUUUGUCAUGCAAAAAAUGGAUGUGGGUGGGUUCUUUUCUGUGGAUACCAUUGAGAGCGAAAGUGGUUGUCUCAUCGAAUUCACCGCCGGCACGGGCGGGAAGUUUGUUGAGCGCACGGAAGUAGGGGAAGACCAGCUGUUUUCAUUAUCGUCAUCUUCCCCAGGCGCCGGCGGCGCAAAGUCGUCUCUUGAUGCUGCUUCCCCCGGCGCGGCGAAGCUUAUCCGGGUAAAAGACCUCAGUGCCUGCGGAACAAAUUGCCUGGUCAUCGCAGACAUCCUAGUGCAAGAACAAGCGGAGCAGCGUUGCGUGGCUUUCUUUCGCGACAAACCGGCCUCAUCGCGAAGCGCAGCGUGGAGGUGUUUGUCCAGAUGGAUCGACGCCGACGCGCGAUUGGUCUCCGCGGGUUCGAGGCAUUUUGCGGUCGUCGAUGUGAAAAACCGUCUCUGGACCUGGGGCAUGAAUCGCAACGGAAAUUUGGGCCUCGGCAAACGGCACACGGGAAAGAAUUCCUUCGUCGAGAGCCCUGUGGAAGUGACAAAAGACGUCGACGGCGUGAGCACCCCAUGGUUCGACGAAGAUCCUUCCAAUGCGAUUGUGAGAAUCGAUUGCACGCGGGGGCAGCCAAUGCCCAAGAACGACUUUCCAGACCCAACCGGUCAAGAAGGCCCGAGACUUCACGUUGUGACAGCCGAUGGCAAGCUCCACAUAGCCGGCACGUGCCACAAGGGAUUGGGCGCGUGUCAUCUUUUCAAAGUUAUGACCAGUCGUGAGGACCAUUUGCGGCCUUACGAGGUUGGCAGCGUUGCGCAGGAUGGCGUACAACUCUUCUUGAGGGGCGGCGGGUGCUUCACGGGUGCGUUCGAAGACGGAUUAUUCGUACAACAUUCUGGGAUGAAUACCGGUGGUGUAGUGCCCGCAUUGGACACGGCCGUCUUGCGGCGUGCGGGAAUCGACGUGAGAAGAGCGGCGGGUAUCAAUAUAGAAGAAGUAGUAGAUGCAGUAGCGCAUGAGCAGGCACAUGAAAAUCAACGGGAUCAUCAUGAUGAUGUGCCCUUAUCUCAAGAGCAGGCUCCCACAGCACCUUCUCUACUUACCCCAGCGGAAGAUAAAGAGGAGGGCGACGUCGACGAGAGACCACAGCGGCCACCGCUGCAACAGACGGAGCGACAGACCUUGAAGGUGUUUUUCACCGACCAUCCCGGCGAUGCCGCAGUGCGGACGCGCUAUCUCGACGGUGUGCGCAUCAUCGGGAGUGCCCCAACGCACAUCCACAGCUUUGCGUUUUCCGAGAACGGACAAAUGUUCGGCUGGGGUUGCGGGAGCGACGGUCGCUUGGGGUUGCGGGCGUUUUUCAACAAAAGCGGCUCCAAGCGCCUGAUGAAGUGCUACGUUUCCAUAUGCAAUGUAAAUUUCCCGUACAUGUACAAAGCGCAUGACAAAUGUCGCUAACUUGCUGUGUCCAACUACUUGUCAAGCUAGACUAGGACUGAAGGCAAUUUUUGUCAUGCAGAGACUGCAGUUGUACGUGUACGGGAAAUUUACUGUGGAUAUUCCACGCCGACGCAAAUCGAGGCCCUCGAGGGUGAGAGCUGUCGGUUGCGGCAAGUGUUGGAGUUUCGCGAUUGUUGA